AUGGAAAUCGCCAACGCAGUGGGGACUACUCCUGGAGUAGCCCGAAAUCCGCGAAUUAUGGAAGGAGUAGGAGCACGGGUAGUCAGAGGCCCUGAUUGGAAAUGGGGAAAGCAGGAUGGUGGUGAGGGUCAUGUAGGCACAGUCCGAAACUUCGAAUCUCCAGACGAAGUCGUGGUAGUUUGGGACAAUGGUACAGCAGCAAACUACCGAUGUUCCGGCCAAUACGAUUUAAGAAUCCUGGACAGCGCUCCUACUGGCGUGAAACAUGAAGGUACUAUGUGUGACACAUGCCGUCAACAACCGAUUUUCGGCAUUCGAUGGAAAUGUGCCGAAUGUGGAAACUAUGAUUUGUGUUCUGUGUGCUACCACGGAGAUAAACACCAGCUGAGGCAUCGCUUUUAUAGGAUAACUACGCCUGGGAAUGAAAGGGUUUACCUUGAAACACGUCGGAAGACGAAAAAAAUUGCUAUUAGAGGAAUUUUUCCUGGAGCUAGAGUUGUGCGAGGAGUUGACUGGCAAUGGGAGGAUCAGGAUGGAGGAAAUGGAAGGCGUGGAAAGGUUCAAGAAGUUCAAGAUUGGUCUGCAGCCAGCCCUAGAUCCGCAGCAUACAUAGUUUGGGAUAAUGGUUCCAAAAACUUAUAUAGAGUUGGGUUUGAAGGAAUGGCAGAUUUGAAGGUAGUAAAUGAUGCCAAAGGUCAAAACGUCUAUCGAGAUCAUCUACCUUGUUUGGGCGAACACGGUCCUGGAAGAAACGCUCCUCCUGGAUUAAAGAUUGGAGAUCAGGUUAACGUGGAUUUAGAACUGGAGAUUGUACAGUCAUUACAACACGGCCACGGUGGUUGGACUGAUGGCAUGUUCGAGUGCCUAAAUAGUAUUGGAACCGUGGUAGGCAUCGACGAAGACCACGACAUUGUAGUAGCCUACAAUAGCGGCAAUAGUAGGUGGACUUUUAAUCCAGCCGUGUUGACGAAAGUAGCGACUCCAACGAACUCUGCCGGAUUUAACGAAACCCCCCAACAACAAUUCGCAGUCGGGGACGUGGUACAGAUAUGCAACGAUAUGGAAAGAGUAAAGAUGCUGCAGAGAGGUCAUGGCGAUUGGGCAGACGGAAUGGCAGCCACUCUGGGCAAAGUUGGCCACGUGCAACAAAUCUACAACGACAAUGACCUAAAAGUAGAAGUAUGUAACACCACAUGGACCUACAACCCUUUAGCAGUGACAAAACUUGCCAGUAAAGACGGUACCAUGCACGGAACCACGUCUGGCGAACGAUUAAGUGCUCUGCUGAAGAAAUUAUUCGAGACUCACGUAUCUGGUGAUGUUAACGAAGAAUUGGUCAAGUGUGCUGCCAACGGUGAUUCACAAAAGUGUGAAGAAGUGUUGAAACAAAGCAACACAGCUGGGGCUGGAAUAGGUCCCGACGUCAAUGGAGUUUUUGCAGGCCACACAGCACUCCAAGCCGCCAGCCAGAACGGUCAUCUAGAAGUCAUCUCGGUGCUUCUUCGUCAUCACGCCGAUGUCGAAAUCGAAGAUAAGGACGGGGACCGAGCAGUCCAUCAUGCCGCUUUCGGAGAUGAGCCUGCAGUGGUCCAGCUGUUGGCUCACGCAGGUGCCGAUCUGAACGCUAGGAACAAAAGAAGACAAACUGCGCUGCAUAUUGGUGUGAAUAAGGGGCAUAUAGGCGUCGUCAAGAUGUUGCUGGAUCUGCAGUGUCAUCCUAGUUUACAGAAAAAAAUUCAAUUCCUGUUCAUAACAUUUUUAACCCUUUAA
Messenger RNA from Diabrotica balteata, 1770 nucleotides. NCBI's taxonomy places the organism in Eukaryota, Metazoa, Arthropoda, Insecta, Coleoptera, Chrysomelidae. The record is from the annotation of a GenBank genome assembly.